AUGGAGUCCCAGACAUCGUAUAUUGACACAACAAAACGGCUCGUGAAAGAGCUGAAUAAUUACAGAAAGAAUGGGAAUGAAUCACUCCUGUACCUGAGGCCGAUCAAUGAUGAGGACCUGCUACACUGGGAAACUGUAUUGAAGGGCCCCAAUGGAACACCAUACGAGGGUGGACUUUGGCAUCUUGAUAUUACAAUUCCCCCGAACUAUCCUCACGCACCGCCAAAAAUCCGCUUCACGACUAAGAUUGCGCAUCCAAAUAUCGAGUUCCAAACGGGCAAGAUCUGCUUGUCGCUCUUAGAUUCAGAAUGGAGUCCGGCUGGGUCUGGGGGUCUCUCCGGCACACUCACGACUAUCCAGCAGUUGUUGACGGACCCGAAUCCGGACUCGCCGCUGAAUCCUGAUAUCGCGGUUCUACUGCGCAACGGGGACUUCGCUGCUUGGGAGAGUGUUGUCCGGUACUGGACUGAAACGGAGCGGUGGGAGGAAGGUCGGAAUGCUGGACGGUGA
Penicillium robsamsonii is the source of this 510-nucleotide messenger RNA. It is a transcript of the gene pex4, whose product is annotated as putative ubiquitin conjugating enzyme (UbcJ). Bases 1 to 510 code for a protein of 169 amino acids. Gene Ontology annotation, molecular function: ubiquitin conjugating enzyme activity. The transcript is spliced from 2 exons. Gene Ontology annotation, biological process: protein polyubiquitination. Gene Ontology annotation, cellular component: nucleus. NCBI's taxonomy places the organism in Eukaryota, Fungi, Ascomycota, Eurotiomycetes, Eurotiales, Aspergillaceae. The record is from RefSeq and is a predicted model, not a curated record.